AUGGCAGCCGGCGGCAGUGAUCCUCGGGCUGGAGACGUUGAAGAAGAUGCCUCUCAACUCAUCUUUCCGAAAGAGUUUGAGACAGCAGAGACACUCCUGAACUCUGAAGUUCACAUGCUUCUGGAGCAUCGAAAGCAGCAAAAUGAGAGCGCAGAAGAUGAACUGGAGCUUUCUGAGGUUUGCAUGAAAACCCUGAACUACACAGGCCGUUUCAGUCGUUUCAAAAAUACAGAGACCAUUGCCAGUGUUCGUAGCUUGCUUCUCCAGAAAAAGCUACAUAAGUUUGAGUUGGCCUGUUUAGCUAAUCUUUGCCCAGAGACUGCUGAGGAGUCCAAAGCUCUGAUUCCAAGUCUGGAAGGGCGUUUUGAAGAUGAGGAACUGCAGCAGAUUCUCGAUGAUAUCAGGACCAAGCGCAGUUUCCAGUACUGAUGUUCACACCCUGCUCCUGAGACUGCUCAGAACGCCACCACAUCCCAGCCUGGUCAGCCUCACCCAGGAGUGCUGAAGCAGAAGACACUUGGGUCACUUUGCUUUAUUGAGAUAUAAUGUCCCUCUGUGGUCCUCAGACUCAUGAUACGCCUCCUGCCUCACUCAGCCAAGUGCUGG
Alexandromys fortis (reed vole) is the source of this 606-nucleotide messenger RNA. RefSeq names its product DNA-directed RNA polymerase II subunit RPB4-like. The transcript has a single exon. Gene Ontology annotation, molecular function: translation initiation factor binding; nucleotide binding. The record is from RefSeq and is a predicted model, not a curated record. Bases 1 to 429 code for a protein of 142 amino acids. Gene Ontology annotation, cellular component: RNA polymerase II, core complex. Gene Ontology annotation, biological process: transcription initiation at RNA polymerase II promoter. Lineage: Eukaryota; Metazoa; Chordata; Mammalia; Rodentia; Cricetidae.